Molecule: messenger RNA, 1407 nt
Organism: Cloeon dipterum
Lineage: Eukaryota; Metazoa; Arthropoda; Insecta; Ephemeroptera; Baetidae
Product: zinc finger protein 614-like
Exons: 1
Coding region: 124-606 (160 amino acids)
Biological process (GO): regulation of transcription by RNA polymerase II
Cellular component (GO): nucleus
Molecular function (GO): DNA-binding transcription factor activity, RNA polymerase II-specific; RNA polymerase II transcription regulatory region sequence-specific DNA binding
Source: RefSeq, a predicted model, not a curated record
UUAACCAAAAUCAGCAAUCCAGUUUUGAUUAGAAAUUUAAAAUUAAUUGAUUGCUGUGUUCAAGUAUUUGGGGAAAAAAUAACCAAUUCCGGUCCGAACCGCCAGGUCUGCGGCAAGGUGUGCAUGGACAAGGGCAGCCUGCGGCAGCACCGCUUCAUUCACCAGGACCGGCGGUACGAGUGCGACUUCUGCAAGCGGCGCUUUGUGAUGAAAGGGGCCGUGCGCGAGCACGUGCGCACGCACCUCGAAGACCGCACUUUCAUUUGCAAGGAGUGCGGCGCCGGCUUUAAAGUGGACCGAACGUUGCGCAGCCACAUUCAGAACGUGCACAAAAACGUCAACAACGACCCGCAGACGUGCAAGCUGUGCGGAUUGGUGUUGAACAACAAGCGCUGCCUGGAGAGGCACCUCCGCACGCACUCUGGCGAGCGGCCGUACGCGUGCGAUCUGUGCGAGGCGCGCUACGGCUACCGGAACAGACUCGUUUCGCACAAGAUGUCAGUGCACAAGAUCAUGCCGCACAACUGCAAACACUGCCCCAUGGGCUUCAGAGUGCGCCGUGACCUCUUGGGGCACAGCCUUGAGGUGCACGGAAUCCACGUGUGAAAAUAAGGCUGAUCGGCCGAGAUUUUAAAACAUUUUGCCAUUGAUCUAACAGAGAUCUGUUGUAAAUAACUCGCUAUAUCGACCUGAGUGUUACGAUACUCAAGAUUUUAUCUCAGAUUUAAAAUAAAACUCCAUAGUUUCUUCAAGAAACGUAUUUAUUUUGUAUGCCUUCGUAAAAUUCUAAAACAAGCAGAAAAACAGAUUUUUUAUUUGAAAUAAAUAUUUAAAAAAUAUUAUUAAUAGAAAUUUUCGUUUUAUUACCAUAGGAAAAUUAACAAAAGGAAACGAUAAAAUGAAUAAAAAUGCUAAAACGUACCUCUAAAAGAAUUACAAAAUAAAUUUUUGUUUUUGUGGUGCAGAGGAAAUUUUUCACAGUGACUUGGAGCAAAUAAAUAUAAAGCUUUUUACAAUCAAUCCAAUUCACCAGUUGCGUAAGCUCUGGGUAUUUGAAUCCAGUAAUAGAUGACGGCAGUGGUUUCUUUCGAUUUUAAAGAUUUAAGACUCACUGCGCAUUCUAUUUCUUAAAUUUUUGCUCUUGGCGAGCUGUAAACAGAAACAAGGCCAGCCAUUCGCCGUAGAAACGUCGGAUAUGAAUUUUUUUAAAAUGGCUUGACUGAUUUUGGUUUUCAGCACAUUGGAAGGAUUUAGUCUAAAAUCAUAGUACCUAAAUAAUCGAAAGAAUGCGUUGGCGCUAUAUUUUGGCGGCUUACGCAACUUGUGAAUUAUUUCUACCAUGAAUGUUCCGAAUCAAAAUUUGGGCGAGCAGCGGUAUCAAAAUAUUAAAGGCGUUUGUGUCGGCGU